AUGCUUGCUCGACGUACGUUGUGGUUUUAUAUUUUUGGCCCGGCGUCAAGCGCAUAUCUCCAAGCGAACCCGUGCAAAACUUCGUCUUUCCCUACUGCGCCAGUAAGCCUAGAUGCACGAUUAGAACAUCUUCCGGAAAGAACGUCAGAAUUGUCUCUCACCAUUGAUUGGCUCUCGGAGACAGACCAGUGUCUCCAGCUCUUAGGCAACGCUCCGCGAGUUAAUGUCGAUAUUCAGAUUUUCGCUUCAUCGUUCCGCGAAUCUACGACUUUCAACAUUACAUGUCACCAGCUGGACCGAUACCCGUAUCAGAGCUUGUUGAGGGCGUAUACAUCGACCGAUCUGGGCGCUCUCUACCCUCUAUCAUGGAUACACGCCGAUGUACACCUCCAAAACAACAGUUCAGAAGAACUCCAAUGCUUAACUGCGCAAAUCACUCCCGGGCUGAACCGAUUGGAAUCUGGCCUCCUUCGGUAUGUUCCUAUAGCAGGCUUUGCAUUGGUCCUGGGAUCGGCCGUCUUCUUUCUGGGAACUACACUUGCUCGUAAGGAUGGCCAGCGUGGGGGCCAGCGGGAUCGGGCAUGUCAAGUCUUACCCACCCUGGUCGAAUUUUUCAUGUAUGUGCAGUUUGUUUUCCUCACUGCAAGUCUCAGCCUCCGCUAUCCCGGAUUUUAUCAGCCAGCUAUUAGCCGAUUGAACUGGUUUUCGCUUUUCAGCAAUAGCGCCCUCAUUAGCCACGGGCACGUUUACCCAAGUACCAGGGAUGGCAUCUAUGAAGUCAAUGGCACGUAUGGGGGAACGUUUGGACUUGAGCUCAUGGCCUAG
Molecule: messenger RNA, 825 nt
Organism: Exophiala spinifera
Lineage: Eukaryota; Fungi; Ascomycota; Eurotiomycetes; Chaetothyriales; Herpotrichiellaceae
Exons: 1
Coding region: 1-825 (274 amino acids)
Biological process (GO): transmembrane transport
Source: RefSeq, a predicted model, not a curated record